Melanotaenia boesemani (Boeseman's rainbowfish) is the source of this 2888-nucleotide messenger RNA. RefSeq names its product dynactin 4 (gene dctn4). The transcript is spliced from 14 exons. NCBI's taxonomy places the organism in Eukaryota, Metazoa, Chordata, Actinopteri, Atheriniformes, Melanotaeniidae. Bases 57 to 1466 code for a protein of 469 amino acids. Gene Ontology annotation, cellular component: dynactin complex. The record is from RefSeq and is a predicted model, not a curated record.
AGGCAAGACAACCAGUGGUGACAUCAAUGCAGUGCAGUCCGCUACUGCGCUGAGAGAUGGCGUCCCUUCUGCAGCCAGAUAAAGUUGUCUAUCUGGUUCGUGGGGAAAAAAGGAUUAGAGCCCCCUUGUCUCAACUUUAUUUCUGUCGCUACUGUAGCGAGCUACGAUCUCUGGAAUGUGUGUCUCACGAGGUGGACUCUCACUACUGUCCAAGCUGUUUGGAGAACAUGCCAUCAGCAGAGGCUAAGCUUAAAAAGAACAGGUGUGCAAACUGUUUUGACUGCCCAUGUUGCAUGCACACGCUGUCCACUCGGGCUACUAACAUCCCAGCCCCUGUACCUGAUGAUCCCACUAAGACAGCCAUGAAAAAAGCCUACUAUCUUGCCUGUGGCUUCUGUCGCUGGACCUCCAGGGAUGUGGGAAUGGCAGAUAAAUCAGUUGCCAGUGGUGGAUGGCAGGAGCCAGAGAACCCUCAUGCUCAGCGGAUCAACAAGCUGAUUGAGUAUUACCAGCAGCUGGCCCACCGUGAGAAGCAGGAAAGAGACAGGAAGAAGCUGGCCAGGAGACGACAGUGCAUGCCUCUGGCAUUCUCGCAACACACUAUUCAUGUGGUGGAAAAAUACGGCCUUGGAACGAGACUGCAGAGGCAGAGGACUGGAGCCCCCAUAUCAAGCCUGGCUGGUCUUUCCCUUAAAGAAGGUGAGGACCAGAAGGAGAUCAGCAUCGAUCCUGCCCAGGCUCUUGACGAAGUAGAGCCCCUGCCUGAGGACUGUUACACCAGACCCAUCAGUUUACCAGAAGUAACCACGCUGAGGCAGAGGCUUCUGCAGCCAGACUUCCAGCCUGCGGGGGCGUCUCAGCUCCACCCCCGACACAAACACCUCCUGAUGAAGCGCUCGCUGCGCUGCAGGAAAUGUGAGCACAACCUGAGCAAACCAGAGUUUAAUCCAACUUCAAUCAAGUUCAAAAUACAGCUGGUGGCUGUGAGUUAUAUCCCUGAAGUAAGAAUCAUGUCCAUUCCAAAUCUCCGAUACACGAAGGAGAGUCAGGUGCUGCUAACCCUGACCAACCCAGUGGAGAACAUCACCCACGUUACACUGGCUGCUUGUGACGAGGAAGACCCUGAUGACAUAAAUAGCACUGCCAAGGUUAUUGUUCCAAGUAAGGAACUGGUCUUGGCUGGAAAGGAUGCUGCUGCUGAGUAUGAUGAACUGGCUGAACCUCAAGACUUCCAGGAUGAUCCGGAUGUUGUUGCCUUCAGGAAAUCCAACAAGAUUGGUUUCUUCAUCAAAGUUAUCCCUCAGAAAGAAGAGGACGCGGAUGUCACUGUUUCAUUUAAGAUUCGACAUGACUUCCGCAACCUGGCUGCUCCCAUCCGGCCAAGUGAGGAGGGACCUGACACUGCCACUGAAGCCGUUUGGCUCACCCACCAUGUAGAGCUGAGGCUGGGGCCGCUCGCUCCCUGAACACAGAUAAAAGUAUUGGGCUUUUUGUUGAAUAGCUUCUUCAGACUGUAAGAUUAAUUUAAUGUAAAAUUGAUUUCUGAUUCAGCUCAUUUUUGUGAUUUUUUUUGUUUGUUUUAGGUGAAAUCACUGAUAUGUUGUGUUAAAUGCAGUGAGUGCAUGACAUCUUUCCUUUGCUGCUUAGGAUAUAAAAGUAAAUGCAACCAUGCUUGACUGCAGACUAAGAAAUAAAUAACUGUGUACAACUUAAUACAUUUUACUAUAUCAUCCUCUUUCUGUGCUUAAACACUAUACCAUUUUUCAAAAAGAUGCACCUAUAGUGUGCAUUUACUUGGAGUAAACACAUCCAGAUACACACACAUAGUUAUUAAAACAGUUUUCUGUUUAGAAACGUCUCGUACUUCUUGUUGCCUGGUUAUCUCUAUUGUGUAAACAGUAUUUUCCUCUCAAUCUUUGUCUGUACUAGCUAUAUGUAUUUUUCUUAUUUGAUGAAUUAGAUCUAGUUUUUCUUUUCUGGCUUUUUUAAGUAGCAGCUUAUGUUUAAGUGUAACUGAGAGGUUAAAGCUUAAUAUAACAGCCUGAUUGUACAGACUCUGUGAGCAGAAUCAGAAAUCAAUCUGAGAACAAUCUAAACAAGUCGCUGUUGCAACUGUUGCUUCUAGUUUGUGUAUUCUUGUCAUUUUUCUGCAUACAGUUGCAUUAACCUGCAUGCUCACAGUAUGGGAGCUGCCCCACAUGCUAGACAAUGUCAUCACAUCGGGAUCAGAAAGGUGGGUCAUCGGCAGAAGAUAACCUGCUGAUGAUUUUAUGAUUUCAGAGCCACUCUGUGCUGAGGAAAAGAAAUGCAGAGCCAUAUGUAAAUUGGUUCUUACGGUUCAUCCCCGUGGAUUAGCAGUCUGUGCCUGCAAGCGCAUUCAGCAGCACAUUAACCACCAAGGUUAAAAGUAAAUUGUGGGUGUAGAUUAUUACUUGAAGAUGAUGAUGAUGUAUAAACCAACAGAGCAGAUUCCCAUUUGGGUCUUUUUGUAAUUUUUCUUUUUUUUUCCAGUAGACCCAGGAUGGGCUUUAAAUGGCUGUUAAACUGUAAGCACAGAUUGCAGCUGGUGGACAUGCUGCUUACAGCUUGUAAACCAGGAGAGUAGAUUCUCUAAUGACUCUGUUUAUAACCUUCAGUUUUUCAGUUUAUCACACAAACUAUUGUCUGACAUUGCACAUUACAAAAAGCCCAUCAUAUAUAUGUACUAAGACACUAUUUUGUCUGACUGAUGAACUUUUGUUUUUGGUUUAUGGACAUUACUGACUAGCCUGUUAGUGUGUAUUGUAAGCUGUUUUGUUUGUUUUUUUCCUUGCCAGUGUGCACACUUAUGAAACAAAGCUGUAUAUCACAGUUAAUCUUCAGUCCUGGCUAAUAAAAUAAUUCAAUAC